CAAUUUGCAUGAAAGAGUUUCGCACGCGACCGACGAACAGCCAACAAGUGUCAUCUGAACGGCGAUUCGGGACAGAAAUUCCACUAAUAGUACAGUGAAAGUGAUCGCGAGUAGGGGAGAAAUUCAGUGGAAAGAUGUUCGAACGCUGCAAUUUAUUAUUUAUGGCCAUUCUGAUGGCUUCGGCACUAUUGACCCAAGCCCAUUUCCCGGAAUAUUGUGCUGAGUGUGAGCAGGAGGUGUGGGAACAGGUGCCGUGCAGCGAAGUGCCCACAACGGCAUCACCCACAACCACAACAGGUGGAUCCACAACAAGUGCACCCACCACCGCGGUCUAUAGCACCACGGAGCGUGUGUAUCCAACCACCACGACCAGUGCACCACCCACUCCAACGGACUAUUCCACCCCGCCAUCGGCGUACAAGAAGUGCUACUGCGAGUGCAAGCUGGGCUGCAAGGAGUUCUGCCGCAAGGUGGUCUCCUCCGGUCCCAAGCAGCCCCUCACCCAGAUCUCCUCCAUCGGCGAGUAUGCUCCAGGUGGCCAGGUGGAGUUCACGCAUGUGCAUCAGCGCAAGUACUUCCCCAAGUACGGAGGCGAUGGCUAUGGAGGAUUGGCGGGACCCGUGGGCGGACCCAAGGCCUAUAAGCCCUAUCCCUUGGUCUACGAACAGGCGGCUGCAGCUUCGGCUGCCUCACCGCCUUCCAUCUCCGCGGUUGCCUCCUCGCCCGCGGGGGCCAACUUACCUGCUCCCAACUACACGCUGGAGGAGUUGGCCCAACUCCUGAGCACCGCCUAUGGCACCAAGAAGGCCUAUCCCGCCAGUGAGCCCACUCAGCCACGUCAGCUGCAACCAGCUCCAGUAGCAGCAGCACCCUCUGUUUACUACUCCCCCAUUCCAGUUUAUAGGAAGCAGCAGGCGGCUCCCAUUCCCCUCGUCAGCAAAGUGGCUCCCGCACCCAAGAUCUCCUCCGGCAUUAAGUAUGCCGCCGCAGCCGUUUCCUCUUCAUCGGGUGUUUCGGUGGCCAAGAUAAAGACGCCCUACGAGGAGAAGAUUGUGGUGGCCACCCCGCCUCCAAUUUACGACAGGACCACAUCCUAUCCCAUUGUUGAGGCACCCAAGGAGUACUCAGCACCCCAAACAGAGCUCUAUCCCGUUGAGCAGAGUCAGACGGAAGCGUAUCCCAGCCACAGCCCCAUCUAUUCGAGUCCCACGGAAUCGUAUCCCAGCCACAAGGAUUCCUAUCCCAGCCACAAGGAAUCCUAUCCCAGCGUCACGGAGGCAUAUCCCAGCCAAACCGAGUCCUACCAACCCCGCACGGAGUCCUAUCCCGUGCCGGAACCCCAGCCGGAGGUCAAGCCAUAUGGUGGGCCCGAAUCGGGUCCUGAUAAGCCAUCCUCCACCUUCGACCUGGCCAUUGAUAACUACCUGAAGGACUUUGGAUAUGGCAACCAGGGAAGGGGCUAUGCGGACUACUGAGUGCCAUUCGUUGUUGUUAGGUUUAGGCGUAUCACUAGGCUAGAAAUGUUUUCUAGGUGUCCUCUUAUUUAUUUAUGUUCUUUUCCCUUCCUGUUGAUAAUGAUUAAACUAUGUUU
Molecule: messenger RNA, 1591 nt
Organism: Drosophila suzukii
Lineage: Eukaryota; Metazoa; Arthropoda; Insecta; Diptera; Drosophilidae
Product: adhesive plaque matrix protein
Source: RefSeq, a predicted model, not a curated record